AAUCAAUCUUUGCCAAGGAGUGGACGGAUUUUUGGAAGUAAAAUAAAGGUUUUUCGUGAAUAGAGAUCGGUUAUAUAAACGAUAUUUUAAGGAUAUUGAUCACAAAUGAUGGAAUAUAGGAGAGAAAGAGACAACCGUCCUGGAUACGAGAGUGGCGGUAGAAGUCGUAAGCGACAGAGGGAUGUGAUGAGCAUUCCUGGAGAAAGCUCAGCAGUGAAAAGGCCUGCCGUGUCUCUAAAAGAAGCUCCUGAAAUCACCGAAGAAGAGCGGGAACAGAUUUUAAAGAUGGUAGCUGAAACUGAACCCGAGGUUGAAGCUUUAGACUCCAGCACUUUGAAAAAGAUGUUGGUCUCUUUUGAUAAAAAAGUGAAGAAGAAUCAGGAAAUGAGAAUCAAAUAUUCAGAUAAUCCUGAGAAGUUCCUAGAAUCCGAGUUGGAUGUCCAUGAUGAAAUUCAAAAACUUCAUGUCAUUGCAACAGCCCCUGAGCUCUACAGCAUACUUGUUCAGCAAAAUGCAAUACCGACAAUAGUUGGGCUUUUAAGUCAUGAAAACUCUGAUAUUUCAAUCAGCAUAGUGGAGUUGUUAAUGGAACUAACAGAUGUAGAUAUCCUCAACGAGAGUGAAGAUGGAACUGAGGUUCUACUGGAUGCGUUGCUUGAGUGUCAGAUUAUGGCUCAGUUAGUCCAAAACUUGGAACGCUUGGAUGAAAACGUCAAAGAAGAAGCAGAUGGCGUUCACAAUACGCUAGGAACCGUGGAAAAUAUUACCGAGCUGAAACCGGAGAUCUGUAUCGCUGCUGGGGAGCAGGGCCUCAUCGCAUGGUUACUGAAAAGACUCAGGAAAACACCAGUGUAUGAUGCAAACAAGUUAUAUUGCAGUGAGAUUUUGUCGAUAUUAUUGCAAAAUACACAAGAAAACCGUCAGCUUCUUGGUGCUGUGAAUGGGAUUGACGUACUAUUACAAUGUCUCUCGGCAUACAAGCCACGUGAUCCGGAAACGGCCAAUGAAAUUGAAUAUAUGGAGAACUUGUUCAACUGCUUGUGUAGUUCAUUGAUGGCCGUUCCCAACCGAGAACGAUUCUUGAAAGGACAAGGAUUGCAACUUAUGAUACUGAUGUUGAGAGAGAAGAAAUUAUCUCGCCGCAGUGCGCUGAAGGUUCUGGACUAUGCGAUGCAGGGCGUUGAAGGAGCAGACAACUGCACGAAAUUUAUCGAUGUCCUCGGUCUGAGAAGCUUGUUCUCUUUAUUUAUGAAGCCGCCAAAAAGCAACAAAAAAAUCAGCUCAAAAGAGGGCGAAUACGAAGAACACGUGCUCUCCAUUUUGGCGUCGCUGUUUCGAAACUUGACUGGAAACCAACGAUCAAGAUUGGUUCAAAAAUUCGUUGAAAACGAUCAUAUUAAAGUGGACCGUCUCAUCGAGUUGCAUUUUAAAUAUUUCGAGAGAGUUCAGGAAUGCGAUAAUCAGAUCGAGAAACAAAAGAAUGCGAUGAUCAGGGAGGGUGAAGAGUUAGACGAAGCAACGGAGGAAGAUUUUUACCUACGAAGAUUGGACGCAGGCCUUUUCUCUCUUCAACUAAUCGAUUGUGCUGUGGUCGAGUGUUGCAGCUCGGGAACUGCUUCGAUUAAAACCCGUGUUCAAACUCUUCUGAACCAACAAGGUGGAAGUGUGAAGGACAUUCGUUCCGUUUUACGAGAAUAUGCGGCGAGUUUUGGCGACGAGAAAGGCAAAGAUCGCGAAGAAUUAGAAAAAAGAAGGAUUCUGUCGUUGGUGGAUCGAUUUUGAUUUUGAACAUUCUGCAAAGACACUGUAGAUCGUGUUUGCGACUCAACAAAUAUGUGUCUACCUCAAGAGUCGAGAUUGCCAGAAAGAAUUUGAUGAAAAUUCAGAAACAAGAGCUUCGUGACUGGCUUCGUGAAAGCUAAAUUUAAGCUAGGACUAUCGCUUACGAUUGUGAAAAACUUUAUGUUCUGUAAAUAUAAUAAGUCAAAAUCGAGUCAUACAAGAAGCUGUAUUUCCUCUUCUUCUUGAUGCGCUGUCAUUCCGUUUCUUUGUACAAUUAAAAUUCAAUUAAAUAUUUUCAU
Dendronephthya gigantea is the source of this 2081-nucleotide messenger RNA. RefSeq names its product beta-catenin-like protein 1. Lineage: Eukaryota; Metazoa; Cnidaria; Anthozoa; Malacalcyonacea; Nephtheidae. Gene Ontology annotation, cellular component: spliceosomal complex. The coding region runs from base 106 to 1782 and encodes 558 amino acids. The transcript is spliced from 17 exons. The record is from RefSeq and is a predicted model, not a curated record.